UGCUUAGACAUGUCAAAUAUCCGAUAUGUUUUUAAAUAAAAAGGAGCGUCAAUCCGGGAUAUAAGCCAUUUAAAUUAUUUAUCUAUGAAUUUCAACAGUCACCAAAUCAAACGAUAAUACAAGAUGGUUAUGGAAUCAAAGACAACUAGUAAAACUAGUUCACUCAAGGCAUUGUUAUUGAGAGCUUGGAGGGAAAGGUGGACUGAUUUGCAAUGGGGCAUUAAUAUAAAAACCGUUUUGCCUCGUGGAGUUAGCGGGGAUGUCUAUAAUUUGGCGGAUUGCAUCCUACAACAGGCAGUUGUUGGUGCAGGAGCCAACCAGUUAGUUUUAAGUUAUCUUCGACAUUCAUUAAGUGCUCAGUUAGUUUCGCACGCGGCCGUUUUACAAAGACUGAGUAAAUACAGCCAAAUGACAAAAGUGCAUUGUGUCCUAAGUUUACUUGAAUUUUUGGAAGGUAUGUUACCAGGGGUAACAUGUUGUGGAAAACCUGAGGAAACUGUACUUGCAACGGCGGUUUUAUCGACUGCCUUCUGGCUGUUAAAUAUUUUACAACAAUGCAAACAGUCUACUAACUUAGUGCAAAAGGUUACAGAACUAUUAAAAGUCUUAAUUACAGAUGAUUUUUACAUAUCAAUGAUGUGCUUGGCAAAAUACAAUGAUCCUGAGUUGUUCCAAGAAACAAGUGGGAAAUGCAAUGAACUUCUCUCCACAACUUUGGAAGGGGAUGAAGUGAGGUUGUAUGUUGCCAAAUUGGAAAAUAUUGAUGUCAAUAGUUUAUGUUUGCCAGUUACUAGUGAAAAAUGGCCUGGCUCACUAAUUCAGUGCUGGCUUGAAGUAAAACUUAUUGGUGAUCCAGGUGCACUAACUUCUGUACUUGCAGAGCAAUUGCAAACAUUUCAAAGGCUCAAAGGUUUUAGUGAUGCCCGAUUGUAUGCUGAAUUAAUUAGAGGGAGUCUGUUAGCUUUGUAUAAUGGAGGUCAGACUUCACAAGAAAGUCACUGGGGUGCAUUUGCCUUUUUGAAAGUGCCACACAUUUUGCUCGAAAUUUCUGGAAAGGCUGACAGUGCAAGUGUUGUUGCUGCGAUUGAACUGCUGCUUCAGCACAAUCCCUUAUUAGAUGCAAUGGACGCAAAGAGUUCCUGUUCGAGUUUGAAAUGUCUGCUGGAUGAACUGGCAAAACUCCGACUAUUGAACGAGGGUCAGGUAAAGAGUCUUUUAGACAAACGAAAGCUCCCAACCACGCUUAAAUUGGACAACAACCAAAGCACGGGUAUUCCUAAAGUGAUACUUUGUGCCGAAUCUACUUUGGCGGGAAUUUUAAAGACCCUGUCAACAGAUUACCAUAAAAUACAGGAUGCUAUUUUGGGCAUGUUACAUCAGGUGUUGACCGGCAAAAGUUUUGAACUCAUACUUGCCGUUGCCUGCAGUUCGGGACAGUUGAGAACACUCGUCAGUCGAUUGAUAAGGUUUAACGAGUGUUCAAAGUUAGGUGGCGAUAAAGCCAGGACACAGUUAUUUGACAUUAGCUUUGUCAUGCUCAUAUCCAUUGUUCAGACUUAUGGAGCUGCCGCCGUUUUGGAUCCCGACGGUGAUUCCCUUUUUGAGCAAUGGGUAAACAGCUGUAUGGUAGAUCGGCAGAAACCGAAGGCGCCAACUCAGCUGUUAAACUUAAGUGAUCCUAUGGUCAUAGAAAGUUUAAUUACACAAUUUAAUUCAGGUGAAACAGAUUUUAAACCGAACAUAAAACUGCAGGAUGUCUUGUUUAGUAUGUCGGGUGUAAUGCACGAGGUUCUGAUGGCUUGGGAACAGGGGGCUCUGGUCGCUUCAGACGUGAAAAGAAUUCUGGAUGCUGUCCGCGGCAAGAUGUGUUGCCUCCCUAUAGCCGCGGCAGCUUGGCUGUGUUCGUUCAUGAGGACUGCCCCCCAGGAAACUUUGCUUAAACCUAUUAACAUGGUCCAGCAAUUGCUCGCGACUCCUGCAACGGAAGAAGAUAGUUUGAGGGAUCGUUGGCACCUAACCUGUGAAAUCAUCAGAAAAAUGCAAAGAGAUGUACAGUUACCCCUACCGACGAAAAGCAACGAUCAUUUGGUGUCGCGCCAUCCUGCGACGGAACAGCUGCAUAACGCUUGGACAUGGGGCAUCACCAAAGGCUGGCUUGAUCACAAUUCUGCGAGCACGUUGCGCUGCCUGUUGGACACGGCCGGUCCACGAUGGCUGGUAAACGCCGUUAUCCAGGAGCUUUUGAAGCUUAGAUUCAAAGAUCAAUUACAGAGGGGCGUAGAUCUAGCUCUGGCGAUUUUUCACGUGGAUAUUGCAUCUUGUACUUCCCAACUCCUUUCCCACGUUUUGCCGCAGUUGUUGUACAUUGACAUGCAAGCUUAUUCUCUGAUGGAGCCGCAACUGUCCGCUUUAGCCUACUUAACUAGUUGCUGUCUUUAUACAGCGUGGGACUGUCUUUCAGAAGAUUUGGAAGGAGAGCCGUCGCAACCAAAAAUCCCACGACUGGUUGAAAACAUUGGGGAAAGAAGCCCCACUGAUGAAUUUAUAAACUCAUUUCGCCAGCUACUGGCGAUGUUCGAAACAGGCCUGCAAGAGGGCAGCGUGACGCCCCAAACGUAUUUCGUGUUUUAUUUUAUAAAGUCGCUGGUAGAGGUGAAAAUAAAUUCCGCGGUCGCUAUUUUGGCUGCUAUACCACCUCUCCUGAUUUCGGAUUUACUGAAGACUUUACCAGAGUUAUUUGAUUAUUCAAUUUUGCUGCAUUUGCACGACGUGUGCAAUAGCUCUGGAAGAAUUAAUAUGGCGAAGGAUCUGUGUAUUUUAAGAAACUAUCGGCUUAAGAAAUUUUAGCUGUAGUUAUAUUAAUAAUUUACAUUUUUAAAGUAAACUUUGAAGUUCGCAGAUAAGUAUGAACAAAAUCAACGUAAUUUAUUUAAUCUUCGAGUGCAACUAACCUAAGUCAUAAGGUCCCAUGGGUUUCAGAAGUGAAACAUUAUUUUAAUGAUUAGUGAUUAUUUAUCGAAGACUAAUUGUUUUUUUUUUAAUAUCCCAUGAAUAUCAGACCUCGUUGAGAUUUAUAUCACGAACCCAAAUUGUUUGGACUCUAAUAUACAUUUUACCACAUGCAAAUGCUAAUAGUAUUCAGUUCAAUUCAAUUUAAUUUAAUUUGAGACAUCUAUAUCAGACAAUACUAUAAACCUAAAAAACAACUAUGGAAAAUCUAUCAACACGUGAUUUGAAAUACACAGCUCUGAAUUAUAGUUAUUGUAAAAUAUAGUUUUAUUUUUACUCAUUUUUUAAAUAUAUUUAUAAUGAGAUAACCAAGACUUUUUGAUUUACGUGAACAAAAUUUUUCAUAAAAAAGGUUUUUCUGUUUGUAGCUAAAAGGGAAUACAACUCGAGUAAGGCGCAAUACAUCUCGAUGUAUAUAGAGCAAGUGUAAGUUUAAUAUUUUUUCUUUUGUUUUCCAGCCUGAGACAAGACCUGGAUGUCUAAUCAAUUUCUCUGUGAUACUGAAAUAUCUUUGUCAUAACCUUGGUGGUUUCGUUUAUUAUACUAACACUCAAGAAAGAAAUUAUGUCACACUAUGCAGUGAACGGCUGAUAUAUGGAACAUAUUCACUUAAAAAUAGAUAGCGAUACAAAGUUCCUUUUUUUAACAAAACACCAUUUUUUAAAAUU
Cylas formicarius (sweet potato weevil) is the source of this 3677-nucleotide messenger RNA. It is a transcript of the gene MED24, whose product is annotated as mediator of RNA polymerase II transcription subunit 24. Gene Ontology annotation, molecular function: transcription coregulator activity. The transcript is spliced from 10 exons. Gene Ontology annotation, cellular component: mediator complex. The record is from RefSeq and is a predicted model, not a curated record. The coding region runs from base 124 to 2847 and encodes 907 amino acids. Lineage: Eukaryota; Metazoa; Arthropoda; Insecta; Coleoptera; Brentidae.